AUGGAGUACAGUCGCUCUAUGGAGACGGCGUCGGAGAAGAAGAUGACGACGGGGAAUAUGGAAAGAGCGGCGGAGGGAGGAGCCAAAAGCUCCUUCAACACGGCGGAGACGAUACUCCGGGUGUUGUCUAUGGGGCUUUGUCUAGCGGCGCUGGUGGUAAUGCUCAAAAACACCGAGUCAUCUAGCGAGUACGGCUCCGUCUCCUAUCGGGACCUUAGCGGCUUCAGGUGACCACAGAGAAAACCCCCAGCUGUGCUAUGGAUUUUAGCGAGAACCUUAGUUCUUCCCACGUUUCUUUUCCUGCUUUCUCCCGAUUCCAUCAUCUCGCCGAACGCAGGUACCUGGUGUAUGCGAACGGCAUCUGCGCCGCCUACUCCCUGCUUUCGGCCUUCUACACCACUAAAGCUCCCCGGCCGGCGAAUCCUGCCCGUGCGUGGACCCUCUUCUUCUGCGAUCAGGUAAACUCGGACGUUAGCUAUCGUUCACUCGCUACCUCCCCCCCCCCCACUUCGAUCGAUUCUCAUGCAAGUGCACAAUACACAUGAACAAAAGAUGCUGACGUACGUGUUGCUCGCGGCGGCUUCGGCGGCGGCGGAGAUCCUCUAUCUGACCCACAAUGGCGACGAUCAGGUCACCUGGAGUAAGGUUUGCGACAUGUUCGGGCCCUUCUGCCGGCUGGCUGUGGCGUCCACGGGGGUCACAUUCGGGGCGGCGGCCUGUUACGUGGGCAUGUCGCUGGUGUCCUCGUACUGUCUCUUCAGCGCCUACGAUGCCCCCGUCCCUUUCCUCACCAAGGGCCUGGAGGUCGCUGUUCCCAUCCCCAGAUGA
Messenger RNA from Spirodela intermedia, 828 nucleotides. The record is from the annotation of a GenBank genome assembly. Lineage: Eukaryota; Viridiplantae; Streptophyta; Magnoliopsida; Alismatales; Araceae.